UGUUUUCAGUCUCAUGGACGACGACUUCACGCGGUCUAUGUGGCACUUUCAGUUCAGAUUGACGUAUAGACUGAUCCUCCGGGAAAAGGAGCUCCACUUCAACAUCGGCGUGUACAACCCGAGUAAGGAGCUAACGUUCAGCUGCCAGCUCCUCCUGCACACCUACUUCAAGGUGCCGGACGUGCGCCGCUGCCAGAUCACUGGCAUGCAUGGGUGCAUGUUUAUUGAUAAGACCAGAGAAGGCGCGGUGUACCAGGAGACGCGCGAGGUGGUGACCAUCAACGAGUGGACCGACCGCAUCUACCAGAACACUAUGCAAGAGCACAUCAUCACCAACGUGGUCAGUGGCCGCAAGAUGAGGAUACAGAAGUAUAACUUCCCCGACACUGUGAUUUGGAAUCCGUGGGCGGAGUUCGCGAAGGAGAUACCUGACUUCGGUGACGAUGAGUUCCCGAACAUGGUUUGCGUAGAGGCGGGGCGCGUCGCCGCGCCCAUCGUGCUGCUGCCCGGGACUGCCUUCGAGGCCAGCCAGAUCCUGCAGGUGAUGUAAGGGUGACACGCCGUAAGCUAUCCAGCCGUCCAGUGAGCGAGGUCAAUUUGCGUGAAUAUUUUAAUAUAAUGACAAUAUUGUUGGUUCCAGGAAGCGUUCCUUAAACCAUAAAUAUGUAAAAUACUAUUUUAAUUACAAAACACUUUUAUUUUAUUUAA
Melitaea cinxia (Glanville fritillary) is the source of this 708-nucleotide messenger RNA. RefSeq names its product glucose-6-phosphate 1-epimerase. NCBI's taxonomy places the organism in Eukaryota, Metazoa, Arthropoda, Insecta, Lepidoptera, Nymphalidae. Gene Ontology annotation, molecular function: isomerase activity; carbohydrate binding. The coding region runs from base 14 to 550 and encodes 178 amino acids. The record is from RefSeq and is a predicted model, not a curated record. The transcript has 5 exons. Gene Ontology annotation, biological process: carbohydrate metabolic process.